This is a messenger RNA of Phytophthora sojae, 2103 nucleotides long. RefSeq lists its product as hypothetical. The record is from RefSeq and is a predicted model, not a curated record. The coding region runs from base 1 to 2103 and encodes 700 amino acids. The transcript has a single exon. Lineage: Eukaryota; Oomycota; Peronosporomycetes; Peronosporales; Peronosporaceae.
AUGACGAUGGUCAAGUCAAGUGUUCAACCGAUACUUCUAAAGGGUCCACAGAAGACCUCGCUCGAUUCCUCCGUGACACUCCGUGAAAGCCAAUACGUCGCUGUGCGCUACAAAAGCAAACGCUCGAUGAUGUCCUGGCAGGUCUUCAACCUCCUACGCCGCCUCGCAGCCAUCGCAGCCGCCAUCCAAUACGUCAUCGUCUCCAUGUCGGCCACUUGGUGGGCAUUGCAGGUCCUGAGCGGUGCCCACAACCCGACUGAAACUCUACGGGUCUUCCCGUCUUCAAUCAUCGAGGGGUACUUGGGCGAAGGCCUCAUCCGUGAUAGCCCCUUGGUGCAAGAAAUACUCGGAGGAGACACAACACCGCGAGACUACGCGUUGUAUCUCGAAUCUGCCACCAACACGUCGACUGAAAGCUGCUCCAAUGUGCCUCUUUUCAAUCCAAUGAUCUACAACCACAGCUUCCUGAGCAGCGGAUACCAGGGGAUAGUGGACGACACUGAGUACAACAUCUCGGGUCUUGCAGACUUGGAACUUGUAGUUAUGGUCGUCGACUGUACGUUCCGACAGAUUAUGGUGGGGGAUCCGUCCGCCGUGCGCGUGUUCAACUUGGUGCGCUCCCGGUCCGACCCCAACGACUUGUACCUGGUCACAAUGUCGCUCAAUGUACAAGAGUACGAGGUGCGCAAGCUGCACAAACGUGGCCCUGCGCUAGUCGGCAUGCUUACGCUGGUGCAGGACAUGCAGGCGGAUAAUGUGCAACAGUUCUACAUGUUGGCGACGACUUACCCCUAUCAGCGCGUACCAAAUUUCGAGAUGUACGAGUUGGUAGGGGUGACGAGUGAGAGUUACCUAGAGCUGCGUAGUAUUCCACGUGACCCGUUGACACACCCAGUGAAGAACUUGAUCACGGCGAGGAAGCGUGGGUUCUUUGACGGUGACGACCAGUCGAAUGUCCGCGUCAUGUACUCAACACUGCGCGGGGUGAAUGCCAAGACGGCGUUGACGCGCUGGGAGUGGAUCGGAGAGGCCGUGACUGUGGACUCGUGGGCUUGGGUGCACUGUAUUCAUUUCUUCUUCGGCUUGGAGACGAUUUACUCACUUCUAGUGCUGCUUUUGGUUACUUACCAGAAGGUUCGUGCGGGCAAAGUCUGGAUUGGAGAUCCGUUCUCAUCCUUGUCGACUACAGGUCUCGUAUUUCGCGGAAUCUUGGUGUUAAUCUCGUGCUUCCUGGACAACUUCUGGUCGGUUAACGAGUACGCCAUGUCCAGAGCCUCCAUGAUCACGGGUUCGCAAGUAGUCCGCGUGCACAAGGAGAUCAUGCACGCUGACAUUAUGGUGAUUUUCCUAAGCUUGGUCGGCUUCUUGAGUUCCGUCUUCCGAGAGCGGAUUGACCCCUCCAUUGCAAUUUUCCUGUUCGAGUUCAUCCACAAGUACCGAAUCACGUUGCUGCGCACAUCGUCCGCAGUAGUCGACAAAAUAUCGACGUAUUCGGACGCUAAAUGGACUCUCGGAAUUGCACAAGUAACUCCGGUUAUGAUGUCGAUGUCUCCGAUGCGCAUGUGGUCCUCGUUCCAGUUCCCAGAGAAAGACCCCGUCUUCAUCAUCGCCUCCUUCUUCCCCACGACUUACUUGCUGGUUUCCAUCUCGGGCUUCGCAAUUCUGAGGAAGAUGUAUCGGUUCCGCUACCCGGACAAAGUUCACACUAGAUCAAGCCAAAGCACAGAUACAUCGGGCAAUGAGAAGGUGGCCAUGACCAUGAAAGGCAUCGUCACCAACUUUGAGAUCUCGACGGGUGCCGAGCUACAGACAAGGUUCGGACUCAUCUCCGACUACAACAACUACGUCUACUUCAAGGGCAUGAAGUUCGCCUCGCCUGACGGCGUCUACUGUUCUGGAUACGUCAUCGUGAACGGAAAAUAUCUGGUGAACACCAAACACUUGCUGUCGAUUGUGCUGAUGAAGCUGUUGCACGCGCGCUUUGCCAACGUGUACGCGUAUGAGGUGGACGGCAACAGUGUGAAGGAGAUGGCUCGACUGGUGCAUACGAACACGUUCAUGUGGUCGGACCUGUGGCGCCUUAAUGUCACAGUGCUGCUCUAA